AGUACUACAGAGUCGAUAUGGGUGCAGUAGGAGUCAGUAAAAGCGUUUUUACGGCAAAUUAACAUAGAUACGUUAUUCGUCGUGAUCAUUGGCAGACAACCCGUAAUUUUUUGAGCAAUUAAUUUAUUUGAAUCAAUCAUGGAGACGGAAAAUUUAGAGCUGGAAGACGGUGAACUUGUCGAUGACGACGAGCCUAUCGAACCAUUUGGGACGUAUAAUGUUCUACAAAGGCCACAAUUACAUCAACAACCAAAUCCUCAAGCCGAACAAUUUGAUAUUACUUACAGCGAUGAAUCGGACGUCUACGCAUCUUCUGAAUCGGAUUCAGAUUCGGAUACAGGAUAUAAAAAGGCAAAACGACCCAAAGCAACUUUCAAAAAGCGACCAGGACCCAGAUCGAUGAGUAAUGAUAAAUUUAAGGUCUGGUGCCAUCAAGUACAGGAAGAAUCUCUCGCGGAGGACCUGGUAACUUGCGGCGUUACCAGGAAUAUGUUUGCAGAUAGACAGGUGGAGAGUUACGAUUAUACGCUAGGGCGUCGUCUCGACGUCGAGGAGAAGUCCUCAGAUGAAGAACCAGCUCCAAGAUUGACAAAUAAGCGGACGCGUAACGAUAGGAAAAAUGUAAAAUUGAGGCUAGGUAAAAGGGAUUGGCAUGAAGAAGAUGAAGAAGAUCCUAAAGGUUCUUCAAGGAUACUACCAAAUUUGAUUGUCACGAUAGAAUCAACAGACGAUGAAGUAGCAUCUGAUAUUGCAGAGAAACUUUCAGAAAGUAAAGAUACUCUAAUAAAGAGAGUAGUUGAAAUUUUGGGAAAAGAAAUGGCAAUUGGAUUUUUUGAAAAAACAAAAAAGAUUGAAGAAGAAGGUGGCAUGUUAAUAAUGAAUGGUUCAAGAAGAAGGACAGCAGGAGGGAUUUAUCUUUUCCUUGUUAAAAAUGAUGAUCACAUUCCACAACCCAAAAUACGUGAUAUAUUUUAUCAAGAUAGAAAAGAGACUGCGGGUCAGAAAAAAAUGUCUGCAGCUACGCGCAGGAAACAAGAAACUCAAGAAUUAAUGCAAUUUUUAGAAAAUGGGUCAAAUAAAGAUUUACCAGCUCUACUAACACGUGCAGAGUUGUGUACAAAAAGAAUAGCAGAAGAAGCACGUUUGAGGCGAGGUGAAAGCAGGGACAGGAGUGACAUGGAUGCAGAAAGAACUGUUUCGAACCCUCCUCCCAGUCCUGUUACAGAUGAUCCUGAUCAUGCUGAACAACUAAACUCUCACCCUGUAAAUUCAAGGCAGUUGCAAGAAUAUGGCGAUGAUUUUCUUGACGUAGGGGAAGAAUUUGACAUGGAAGUGUUUUAAAUAAAUUUUAUAGAUCGUUUUUUAUGGUUUGUAAGAUCUUUAAUUAUAUAUAUAUGAAAUUUGAUAAUAUUUUCAUAAGGUGUUCAUUAGAAUAAUAUAAUUAUUGACACAUUUCUCUGCGGAAUUCAUGCAUGCUAUGAUUGUAAAUAAUGAUGCAAAUAAGACAGAAAUUCUCUCUUCUACAUAGCAGUACAGGCUUGAUAAAAUUUAUGACAUCUUUCAGAAAAAUGAAUUUUAUGCAAUACUAAGUAAAUUCUACAUACUUUGAUAUCAGAAUCUUCGGUUAUGUUUAUCAUCAAAAUAAACGUAUAGAAGAAAUUCUUUUUAAUUUGAUUAUUCACACAUUUUUCCGAACAUUUUCUUUUUAAAGUAAAAAGUAAAGAAAAUGAUACUCUUGAUGUAAUUCUGUUUGUUUUUAAAACAGUUAGGCGAGUCUAAUUAUUAAAGUAUUGAGAUUUAGAAUGUUGAAAAUUUAUUUUUCCAGGAAACAAAUAUAACAUGAUAAAAAUUCAAAAAAGGUCAAAUCAAUUAAACGAUUAUGUAAAACAGAAUGCUUAAUUCUUAAUAAUUUGACUUGCAUAAAUUUAUUUAUACAAUGAUAGAAUUAUUUUUAUGGCCAAUGUAUAUUUUACAUUUGUGUUUUCAGUAUACAGGUAUUUAAUUAAUUUAGAGUCAUUCACGUGUAUAGUAAGAUAAUUGUUAAUUAUAUUGUAAGAAUUUAACGUUGUCAAUAAUUUUUUUACAGUUUAGCUUAUCGUAAGUCUGCAUUACUAUGCACUGCGUCAAUUAAAGUGCAUAAAUGCCUUGUAAAUACAUAAUAUAAUUAAAUAAAAAAAAUAAUGUUUCUAAAUUUUAAUACAAUAAAAAAACAUUAACGAAUGUUAUUAGCAAUGAAGUUGUCGAAAUACUGUACAUGAACCAAAUCUUUUCAUUGAUCACUAUUUACAUCAGUUGAUUUAAAAUAAACUUUGUACAAACUAA
Messenger RNA from Trichogramma pretiosum, 2322 nucleotides. It is a transcript of the gene Phax, whose product is annotated as phosphorylated adapter RNA export protein. Gene Ontology annotation, biological process: snRNA export from nucleus. Gene Ontology annotation, cellular component: nucleus. The record is from RefSeq and is a predicted model, not a curated record. The transcript has 4 exons. NCBI's taxonomy places the organism in Eukaryota, Metazoa, Arthropoda, Insecta, Hymenoptera, Trichogrammatidae. Bases 139 to 1341 code for a protein of 400 amino acids.